CUGCCCACUCUUGAUCGACCAGCGAUAUUCGGACCAAAGCUACACAGUAUAUUAAUGAACUUCAAUACAUCUUCCACUAUUUCUCUUAUCUGUUGAACAAGAUAUUCCCCAAAGUUUUAUGGUAUCCCACAGUCGAAACAAUGGCAUCCACGAAGCCCAAGAACAUCGUCUUCGACAUAGUCGGCACCCUCAUCUCCUACGACAAAAUCUUCCAAGCCCUCGAAACUCGCCUAGGCCCCAAACUGCUCGCUGAAAACAUCAAACCCUCUCUCCUUGGCUACACGUGGCUCGAAGCUACGGAACGAGAAUAUACCUACCUGAGUUUGUCUGGUAGAUAUGUACCGUUCAAGAAAGUGUUUGAGAUGCUGUUUUGGAGGAUGUUGUGGAUGGCUGGUAUUCAGGAACCGAGGGAGUUUGCGACCAAGGAGGAUUUGGAGUUUGUGAUGGAUGAGUAUAUGAAGUUGGAGAUGAGACCUGGUGCUAGGGAGUGUGUUAAAAAAUUGAGGGGUGCAGGGUUUACUGUUUGGGCCUUCACAGCUGGUGAUUUGAAUAGAGUAGGUGGUUAUUUCAAGCAUGCAGGGAUAGAGAUGCCAGAGGAGCAUUUGCUUUCUUGCGAUACGACUGGAGUUGGCAAGCCUUGCCCCGAGGCUUACAUGCCACUGGUGAAGAAAUUGAAGGAAAAGGGUGGUGAACCUUGGUUUGCAGCUGCACAUAUGUGGGAUGUGAGCGCAGCAAGGACUACUGGGUUCAAGGGUGCUUAUUGUACAGUGUGGGAGAAGGAGCCGCUGCAAGAAUUGUUUGGUGAUAUGGAAGUUAUCGCCAAUACUUUGCCGGAAAUGGCUGAGAAGGUGAUUGCUCAAGCGGCGUUGUGAGCUAGACGGAAUAGGCAAUUGUGAAGCGUCGUACAUAACGGUCCAAUCAUAUUGAGGACCAUCUCACUCUUCGGAAGAGAUACUAUUAGAGCCAAUUACUCACCUUGGACUUCGUUGUAUAUAAGAACAGCAAAU
Molecule: messenger RNA, 1007 nt
Organism: Mollisia scopiformis
Lineage: Eukaryota; Fungi; Ascomycota; Leotiomycetes; Helotiales; Mollisiaceae
Product: HAD-like protein
Exons: 3
Coding region: 141-872 (243 amino acids)
Source: RefSeq, a predicted model, not a curated record